AUGGAUGGUGAAUCUGAGCCAAGUCAGCCAACAAAUUUAUUUGCUACUCUUUCACCAGUUGUCCAGAACACUACUACUAUGUUACCACCCGAAACUAGAAGUCGUAAAAAUCGAUCUGAUGUUUGGAAUCACUUCAAGCUAGAUCCUAACUUGGAAAAAAUAGCUAUAUGCAACUAUUGUGAUAAAAAGUUCAAGUAUAAUGGAACGAGUUCGAUGGCAGCACAUUCUAAGGCUUGCAAGAGUAACCCAAAUAAUGAUUUUAACAAGAGACAAAGAACACUUACACCUUCAAUGAAUGGUGAUGGCCAUCCUACUUCUUCCCCUUCAGUUCCUAGGUUUGACCAAGAGAGAUUGCGGUAUUUGCUCGUGAAAUUGUUUAUAGCUUGGGAGUUACCUUUCUCAAAAGUGGAGCAUCCAGAUUUCCAUGAAUUUGUAAGUGGCUUGAACUCAAAAUUCAAUCUUAUAUCACAUAAUACACUUGCACGUGAUACUUUGCUUCUAUGGGAUGUAGAAAAGGAAAAAUUGAAAAACUUUCUAGCCCUUCAUUGUCAAAGAGUUUGUCUCACUUCCGAUACAUGGACGUCUAUUCAAAAUCUCACAUAUAUGUGUAUCACUGCCCACUUCAUUGACAAUAACUGGACCUUACAAAAUAGGGUUCUAAGUUUUGUCCAAGUCACAGGCCACUCGGGAGAUAUUAUAGCAAACACUAUUGAUGCGUGUUUGACUGAUUGGGGACUUAAUCAAAUAUUAACUGUCACACUUGAUAAUGCAUCCUCAAAUGAUCUUGCAAUUAAACAUUUGACAAAGAAGCUAUUAUCAUAUAAUCGUUUAGUAUUGAAUGGAGAGUACAUACAUAUGAGAUGUUGUGCUCAUAUACUAAACCUCAUUGUUAAGGAAGGGUUCAAAGAUCUUGACAAGUCAAUUUUGAGGAUCCGAGGUUCAGUCAAAUAUGCCAAGUCUUCUGCUCAAAGGUUUGCAAAAUUCAAAGAAUGUGUAAAACGCUCAAACACCGAGUACAAAGGUCUUGCGUGCCUUGAUGUAGAAACAAGGUGGAAUUCAACUUAUCUAAUGUUAGACUCGGCUUUGAAACAUCAAAAAGCUUUUGAAGUACUUGAAAUUCAUGAUCCCAUGUACACUCAAGAGCUAGUUCAAAAGGGAAAUGGUGUACCCACAAGCUUAGACUGGAUUGAAGCACAAUCGAUUCUUCCAUUUUUGAAAAUCUUUUAUGAUUGUACACUUCGGAUAUCAGGUUCCUCCUAUGUGGCUUCUAAUAUGUAUAUGUUAGAGGUAUUUGCUAUAGGGGCAAAGAUAAAUAACAUGUGUAUUUGUGAAGAUUCAUUCAUAAAGGGCAUGGCUUUCAAGAUGAAAAAAAAAUAUGACAAGUAUUGGGGAAAGCCUGAGAAGAUAAAUAUGUUGUUGGUGAUUUCUUCUGUCUUAGAUCCUAGAUACAAAUUAAAAUUUGUCACUUGGUUGAUCAAUCAAAAUUUUGAUUCAUUAGAGGCAAAAAAGUUAAGAGAUUUGUUGGAUACCCGCUUGAAUGAACUAUUCAUGGAGUAUAGUCAUGUGAGGCAUGGGUCCCAAAGUGAUUCACAGUUGAAUCGAUUUGACUUAGGUGGUAAGGAAGACCUUUAUAGUUACAAUCGUUUUUUACAGUGCACUGAUUCUUCUUCUGCGGAUAAGAAUGAUUUGGAAAAGUAUCUGGAAGAGUCUAUAGAGAGUCAGUUUACCAUUGACUUUGAUAUUUUAAAAUGGUGGAGGGAAAAUUCGAAUCGCUUUCCAGUCCUUGCAAAGAUGGCAAAAGACUUGUUUGCCAUACCUAUCUCCACUGUAGCAUCUGAGUCUACGUUUAGUCUUGGAGGAAGAGUGAUGAAUGAAUACCGCAGUUGCCUCACACCUGAAACAAUGGAAGCCCUUGUUUGUAGUUACAGUUGCCUUAAAGCAGCGCGUAAAUCCUCAAUCAUUGAUUCACUUUUAGUUGAGAAUUACAGGGAUCUUGAGAAAUUAGAGGAAGAAAUAGCUUCUACAAAAGGAGGUAGUACUUUUCCGGCUCCCGUUGUUUUCGAUGAAGAUUGA
Molecule: messenger RNA, 2073 nt
Organism: Vicia villosa (hairy vetch)
Lineage: Eukaryota; Viridiplantae; Streptophyta; Magnoliopsida; Fabales; Fabaceae
Product: zinc finger BED domain-containing protein RICESLEEPER 2-like
Exons: 2
Coding region: 1-2073 (690 amino acids)
Molecular function (GO): DNA binding; protein dimerization activity
Source: RefSeq, a predicted model, not a curated record